AUGGCAGGCACAACUCGCAAACCUCAUGCAAUCUUCGUCUCUUACCCACUCCAAGGCCACGUCAUCCCAUCCGUCCAUCUCGCAAUCACCCUCGCAUCACGCGGCUUCACCAUCACCUACAUCAACACUCAGUCCAUCCACCACAAUUCCUCCAAGGCCCAGCCCAAUGCUCGGCCCGAUAUCUUCUCUUCCGCCCGAGAAUCGGGCCUCGACAUCCGCUACACGACGGUCUCUGAUGGGCUUCCAGUUGGGUUCGACCGCUCGCUUAAUCACGACCAGUUCAUGGCAUCGCUGCUGCACGUGUUCUCCGCCCAUGCAGAGGAAGCUAUAGACAGCAUCGUAAGGUCUGGAGAAAAGGUUGAUUGCUUGAUUGCCGAUACUUUCUUCGUUUGGCCAUCAAAGCUAGCCAAGAAAUUUGGGUUGCUAUACCUCUCAUUUUGGACAGAACCUGCCUUGGUCUUCACUUUGUAUUUUCACCUUGACCUUCUAAGAAUAAAUUCUCACUUUGGCUGUCAAGAUUGUCGGGAGGACACCAUAGAUUACAUACCAGGAGUGCGAGCAAUCGAGCCCAAGGACAUGAUGUCAUAUCUCCAAGAGACGGACACAACAACAGUGUGUCACCAAAUAAUCUUCAAUGCCUUCAACGAUGUUAAAAAUGCUGAUUUUCUUCUGUUCAAUACAGUGCAAGAGCUUGAGCCCGAGACCAUAUCUGUUUUGAACUCCAAAAUCCCAACCUAUGCAGUUGGUCCAAUUUUCCCAGAUGGGUUCACCAAGAACACUCUGGUCACGAGCCUCUGGUCCGAGUCUGACUGCGCUCAUUGGCUCGACACAAAGCCUCCUGAUUCGGUCUUGUACAUAUCAUUUGGUAGUUACGCUCAUGUUACCAAAAAAGACCUUAUAGAGAUUGCUUAUGGACUCGCACGUAGUCAAGUGAAUUUUGUUUGGGUGCUUCGCGCCGAUAUAGUGAGUUCUGAUGAUGCUGAUCCACUGCCGUCGGAUUUUAAAGAGGAGGUUCGUGACCGCGGGAUGAUCAUACCUUGGUGUCGUCAGAUUGCAGUAUUAUCACACCCGGCCAUCGGAGGAUUCUUAACACAUUGUGGGUGGAAUUCCAUAUUAGAGAGUGUAUGGUGUGAAGUACCUUUGUUGUGUUUUCCUCUGUUAACUGAUCAGUUCACUAAUAGAAAAUUAGUGGUGGAUGAUUGGAAGGUUGGGAUUAAUUUGAGCCAUAAGAUAUUGAUCACUGAGGAGACAGUUUCAGAGAAUAUCACCCGUUUGAUGAGAGGAAAAUCAAAGGAGGAUUUCAAGGACAAAGUCAAGGGGGUGAAGAAAACAUUAGAAAAUGCAUGGUCUCCGAAUGGAUCAUCACAGAAAAAUAUGGAUAAAUUCCUCAAAGAUAUAAUGGCCAAGAUUCAGAAAAAACAAUAGAACAGUCAACAGAGUAUAUCAUAUGCACAACUGCUUCGGGAAAACAUUAUUUACAGCAAGUAAAUGUAACUAAACCUCUUGUUGUCAGGUAGUUCAAUCAAUGACCCCUAACUCACCAAUUGUACAUACAUCCAUAACCUGUAAACAGACUACAAAGUGUAUAAACAGGAAACUAUUUGUUGAUUCUACUUU
Molecule: messenger RNA, 1617 nt
Organism: Tripterygium wilfordii
Lineage: Eukaryota; Viridiplantae; Streptophyta; Magnoliopsida; Celastrales; Celastraceae
Product: UDP-glycosyltransferase 86A2
Exons: 2
Coding region: 1-1425 (474 amino acids)
Molecular function (GO): UDP-glycosyltransferase activity
Source: RefSeq, a predicted model, not a curated record